AUGCGAGACCAAAGUGCUUCCGUUGCUGAAAAACUUCCAAUUAAUUGCGAAAUUGAACGCGUAAACCACGACGAAGAUAAAAACAAGAAAAAUAAGAAAAGCAACAAGGACAAACAAACCAUUCCUACUGCUGAUAAAGGAAAAGUCCAACAAGACAAAUCGCAGGACGAUGAAAAUUCAAUCUCUACGGAAACCGGUGUUGGUCCUAACGACGAGAAUCGAACAAAUACAGUCGUAAUGGGCGACUCGAUUAUUUCCAAAUUGGCUGGAUGGAAAAUGUCUGACAAAUCGAACAGAACAACUAUUCGUUCGUUCCCCGGGUCUAGAGUUGAGGACAUGGCUGAUUACGUCAAACCAACACUCAAGUGGAAACCAGACAAUAUCAUUCUGCAUACUGGUACAAACAACCUGCGUACUGAUGAACCACUCGAUGUAGCCGAGAAAAUUGUAAAGAUCUGUGAACAGAUCGAACAACAAUCACCAAAAACUACAGUGGCUAUAUCGGAAUUAACUGCCCGACACGAUUCCAUUGAACUUGAUCAAAAGCGGAAAGAG
This is a messenger RNA of Paramuricea clavata, 555 nucleotides long. The record is from the annotation of a GenBank genome assembly. NCBI's taxonomy places the organism in Eukaryota, Metazoa, Cnidaria, Anthozoa, Malacalcyonacea, Plexauridae.